CCGCUAGUAUUUGUGCAGACACCGCGCCGUUGUGACACUAAAUUAAAAAAUAAUACGAAGAUUCUUUUUUAAUUAGUGAAUUAUAAAAAAUGUUUAUUUUUUUUCUUUUUAAAACAAUUUUAAUUUCGUCUGUGGUAGCGUGGUACGAGCCUGUGGUGUACCCUCAGGCUUGGGAACCAGGAUAUCACGGGUUUGAUGGAGUCCAUAAUGGCCUUGAAGACGCUAAACAUUUUGUCAAUGAGUGGACGGUGGAGGUAGAAGGUGGUGAAGAGAUCGCGCAGCUGGUGGCGUUAGAACUUGGAUAUGCUUAUGGAGGCCCGGUGCGCAGUUUCCCAGACAUGUACACAUUUUUGCGAUACGAGCACGAGAAGCAACGGCGCACCCCGUCCGCUACGCACACAAGAACGUUGGCCAAAGAUAGAAGGGUACGCUGGGCAGAACAAGUAUUUCUGAAAUCUCGAGUGAAGCGGUACCCCACCCCUGAACCGGACAGGGUUGUUGAAAGGGUUAAAAGAGUGCCAACUAACGGCACCAGAGCUCGGAACACCAGGGCAGCAGAAUUUAGUAGGCGUCCGCUGUUCAACGACGAGUUAUGGAACAAGGAGUGGUAUUUGCAGGACACGCGAAAUAUUAGGAACCUACCUCGCUUGGAUUUGAACGUGCUACCUGUCUAUGCUAUGGGGUUCAACGGCAGUAGUGUGCGUGUUUCUGUUCUCGAUGAUGGUAUUGAACACAACCAUACCGACUUGCGCGCUAACUACGAUCCGGAAAUCAGUUGGGAUUGUAAUGACAACGAUCCCGAUCCUCAACCCAGAUUUGAAGAAAUCAAAAAGAACUCGCACGGAACUAGAUGUGCAGGAGAGAUAGCAAUGACCGCCAAUAAUAAGAAAUGUGGAGUGGGCGUGGCCUGGGGAGCCAAAGUAGGCGGGGUCCGGAUGCUUGAUGGACGAAUCACCGAUAGAAUUGAAGGCGAAGCUAUUGGCUAUGCUUGGGACAAGGUGGAUAUUUACAGCGCUUCCUGGGGACCCAAUGACGACGGCCGCACAGUAGAGGGCCCUGGUCGUUUGGCUAUUGAAGCCUUUAAGAGAGGCAUCACGCAGGGUCGAGGUGGCAAGGGCUGCAUCUAUGUCUGGGCAAACGGCAAUGGCGGAGGCCAUCACGACAAUUGCAAUUGUGAUGGAUAUUCGUCUAGCAUCUAUACAAUAUCAAUAGGCAGUGCUUCUCAGCACGGUCUGUUUCCUUGGUACGGCGAGAUUUGCUCAUCUACAUUAGCCACUGCAUAUUCCUCUGGUGCUUACAAAGAUCAGAAAAUUGCUACUACUGAUACAAAAGAUUCGUGUACACUGGGGCACACGGGGACGUCCGCUGCUGCGCCAUUGGCUGCCGGUAUCAUCGCUCUCGCUCUACAAGCAAACCCUAACCUGACAUGGCGCGACGUUCAACAUUUAAUUGUUUGGACAUCGGAGUAUGCUCCUUUAUCUUCAAAUCCUGGCUGGCAAAUAAACGGGGCUGGAUUCCGUUUUGAUAUUCGAUUCGGAUUUGGUCUUCUGAACGCUGGAGCACUGGUGGCCACAUCUCUCAACUGGACUUCUGUUCCUGAAAAAAGUAUAUGCAGAGUUAAAUCAUCUUCAUCUGAAAACAAUAGGGAAAAGUUAUAUUCAAAGGACAAAUUAGUCGUACCAUUAGAAGUAGACAAAAGUUGUUCCGUGAACCACAUCGAGCACGUGGAAAUGAUCAUCAACGUCCAAUAUACUAGGAGAGGAGCACUGCAGAUUUAUCUCGUAUCGCCAAUGGGUACCAAAGUCCAGGUGUUAAGUGCUCGGCCCAGGGAUGCGUCCACAGCUGGUUUCGUAGACUGGCCCCUGACCUCCGUAGCUACCUGGGGAGAAGAUCCUAGGGGCUUGUGGAAGGCUGUUAUAGUAGAUGCGACUGAUGAAGACAACAGGGGAGAAGUAGGAUCACUAACUCUAGUUAUACAUGGUACAAAAGAAAUGCCAGAGCAUAUGAAAGAUGGUCCUAGGAAAUACAAUGACGAAUACAAUAAAUACGACGAAGAAACGACCUAUUUUGACAUACCAGAGAGCAUUCCCGGUGAGAACGAAGCAUUGCAAGUACCAGAGCAGUAUAGUACCGAAGCGGACAGCCUGAGCGAAAUUGAUCCAACGAUUUUGGCAGAAGUGGAAAAAGAAUUACAGAGGAUCCAUCAUAAAAUUUACUACUCAUCUAGAGGAGUUUAAAUUAAUUAAUUCGUAGUAAACAUUAAUCAAUGUAUCAGCCAUUCAUGAUCUCCUGGUAUUUAGUUAUUUAUAAAAUUAGUUUAUUAUUAUAUUUAUUCAUAAAUUUAAAUAUAUAAUCAGAGUCACACGUAACUAUGUAAUUGAUUAUUGCAAGUUUACCUAUGCAGGCAAUGUAACUAUAUGUUGUAAAAUCCGCAUAAUAAUUAUGAUAUAAAAAUAAAUAAAAAUCAUAAUACGCAAUGCCGAAAUUUUAAUCUUUAAUAAAUACAUGAUAUUUAUCUUUUCACAUUACAGAACCGAUAAAAAUAGAACU
Plodia interpunctella (Indianmeal moth) is the source of this 2550-nucleotide messenger RNA. RefSeq names its product neuroendocrine convertase 1-like. Gene Ontology annotation, molecular function: serine-type endopeptidase activity. The record is from RefSeq and is a predicted model, not a curated record. The transcript is spliced from 15 exons. Gene Ontology annotation, biological process: peptide hormone processing. Bases 90 to 2237 code for a protein of 715 amino acids. Lineage: Eukaryota; Metazoa; Arthropoda; Insecta; Lepidoptera; Pyralidae. Gene Ontology annotation, cellular component: membrane; neuron projection.